AUGAGUUUAAAAGACUACGAAGACGAUUUUGGAUCAGAUGAGGAAGAUUUUCCCGUUGUAAGAGUGCAGAAGAGAGAUGUAAGAGAUGAGACUGUUAACGAAAGUGAUAGUGAAGACGAAAAUGGAGAAGAAGACGAUGACGAAGAAGAUAAUGAGGGAGAUGAGAUAAGUCAAGAUGAGAUAGAUAAAGAUGAAGAUAACGAAAGUGAAGAUGAUUUCAUACUAGGAGAACUUCCAGAAGAUGAAGAUAUCUCCAAAAUUGAAUCUAAAACUAAAACAGCCAAAUUAAAGAAAUUAACUCCCGAACAAUUGGAAAAAGAACAAAAAAGAAUUAAAAAGACUGGUGUUGUGUAUUUAUCCACCAUCCCUCCAUAUAUGAAACCAUCUAAAUUACGUAGUAUCUUAUCAAGAUUCGGAGAAGUAGAUAGACUUUUCUUAAAACCAGAAGAUCAAGCCAUUUACAAAAAAAGAGUUAAGUAUGGAGGAAACAAGAAGAAGAACUAUACUGAAGGAUGGGUAGAGUUUUUGAAUAAAAAAGAUGCCAAAUUGUGCUGUGCUACACUUAAUGGGAACAAAAUUGGAGGAAAGAAAACAUCUUAUUAUUAUGAUGACAUGAUGAAUAUCAAAUAUCUCCAUAAUUUCAAAUGGAUGGACUUGACUCAACAAAUAUCUAAAGAAAAUGAAAUAAGACAAGCCAAAUUGGCCUUAGAAUUGAGUCAACAACAGAAAUUAAACAAAGCAUUUGUCAAUAAUGUUGAUCAAUCUAAGAUGAUUAAAGGAAUUGAAAAGAAGAGGAAGGCCGAAAAUAAAGAUAUUGAAGUAAGAAGAACUUUCAAACAAAGAGAUGUCACAAGUAGAAGAGCUGAUGCAGAUAUGAAGCAUAAAAAGGAUGAACCUAAUGAUCAAUUGAACGGGGUGUUAUCCAAAAUCUUUUGA
Molecule: messenger RNA, 936 nt
Organism: Yamadazyma jaroonii
Lineage: Eukaryota; Fungi; Ascomycota; Pichiomycetes; Serinales; Debaryomycetaceae
Source: the annotation of a GenBank genome assembly